Molecule: messenger RNA, 339 nt
Organism: Leptomonas pyrrhocoris
Lineage: Eukaryota; Euglenozoa; Kinetoplastea; Trypanosomatida; Trypanosomatidae
Exons: 1
Coding region: 1-339 (112 amino acids)
Source: RefSeq, a predicted model, not a curated record
AUGAAGCACCGACAAACACAAGAAAGAAACCUGUCUACUGGCGAAAGAAUAGACAGCGACAACCCCGCACGGCCAGCCACGGCACAUCAUUAUCAAUACCAGCUUUAUCAGCUUGCAGAAGAAUGCUAUUGUCUCUGCACGGCAAUGACGUGGAGAAGAAGGCGUCGCAGGUCGCGGCAGCUACCUCGGUCGAGGCGCAUGGAAACUGAAGAAAGCAGCCAUCAUGGAAGAGGACUUCCAACAUCCGCUGCACGUCGUGGAAGUUUCGCCUCUGAACAUUCAGAAGAUUGGAUGAUGCACUCGACCAGAGAUCCGCCGGUGUGUGGACGAUCUCCUUAA